GGGCUGGGCUUGAGAGAGGAUCAACAUGCCUUUGGCUAGAGAUUUACUACAUCCGUCCUUGGAAGAGGAAAAGAAAAAACAUAAAAAGAAAUGGCUAGUUCAAAGUCCAAAUUCUUAUUUUAUGGAUGUAAAAUGUCCAGGUUGCUACAAGAUUACUACGGUUUUCAGCCAUGCUCAGACAGUGGUUCUUUGUGUAGGCUGUUCAACCAUGUUGUGCCAGCCUACAGGAGGAAAGGCCAGACUCACAGAAGGAUGUUCAUUUAGAAGAAAACAACACUAAUGAUCCAUACAACUUCCUGAAUUUGUGUUACAUCGCAGAAUGCCUUAACAAUUCAGUAAUUUUAGUUAACCUACCAAGACAAUGGAAUUACGUUUGAUUUUGUGAGGUAUACAGCAGUGAUUUCCUAUUUUGGUGUCAGUUUUUCAAUAAAGUUUUGAUUACGCG
Choloepus didactylus (southern two-toed sloth) is the source of this 445-nucleotide messenger RNA. RefSeq names its product 40S ribosomal protein S27-like. Bases 26 to 280 code for a protein of 84 amino acids. Lineage: Eukaryota; Metazoa; Chordata; Mammalia; Pilosa; Megalonychidae. Gene Ontology annotation, molecular function: RNA binding; structural constituent of ribosome. The record is from RefSeq and is a predicted model, not a curated record. Gene Ontology annotation, biological process: ribosomal small subunit assembly; translation. Gene Ontology annotation, cellular component: ribosome; cytosolic small ribosomal subunit. The transcript has a single exon.